CCCACCACAGCAACACAAACCACCACCACGAAACAAAACCACAACAACACAACCACUUCCACCACACAGCACAACCACCACUACAACAACACAACCACCACCACAACACAGCCGCCACCACAACACAAACCACCACUAAACAACACAACCACCACCACAAAAGCAACCACUACCACCACUACAUCACAACAUCAGCUCAACAACCACCACCUCCUCCACUACACCACCACUACUACCUCCACCACAGACACCACCAUCACCACUACCACACUACCACCAUCACCACCACUGCUACCACUGUGCUGCUACAGGCCCGCCUCUCCACCUUGGCAUGACGCCAGUACCCUUCUCUAAUGCAACACGCCCGACACCACCACCAUCACCACCACCAACACCAACAACAUCACCAACAACACCUGUGAGCCGCAUUCCUUCGCACUACGUCACCUACAUCCAUCUACCAACUACCACCAUUACAACUAUCAGUGGGUAACUGGCCUCACCACUACCACCACUGCUAGUGGGUGAUUGGCCUCUCCACCACCACCAACACAAGACGCCACCUGCCACUGAACACCUCGUGGAGAUUUACCUGUGGAUGGACAACGGAUGGCAGGUGAACUAGAGAAGCAGUGGGUGCAGGUGGAGUGAAGAACUGGACAAGACCCAGUGGUAGAGUGCACACCUCACAAAGGGAAAAACUUAAGUUCAAUCCACAGGCGAGUGGAAGCGUGUGGGCAAGUGUUAAUGUUGCACCUGCCCUUGUACUCAUUUAUGGUUCCAGGGGGUCGAUUGGUAGCUCCUGGCCCUUUGUGUGUGAUGCUGCGGGGGGUACAACGAAGAUAAGCUACCGUGGCUUUCCUGGGGUAUCGUGGGAUGACGAUGGCCACCACGGGGUCCACCAGAACACCCUGUGGGAGAUAAGUGGCAAGUGUACAUACACAGUGUUAUAGUACAACCCCUGUAGGGUGAAGAGUACAGGUGGGUGUAAGAGGGUGGAGGGCAGGUGUUGAUCAUGGGUAACCCACACCCCACUCACCAAAGACCCAUACUCACACCUCACAACGGACACCCACCCAUUAACCCAUUUAUCCUGACAUGAAUAAAAUGCAAGCAAAUAAUGUAUAGAUGCAAUAAUAGUGAUAACUAGUGUAUGGGAACAACCUGAGAUAACCUAUAUAACUACUAGUAGUUAACAUCUAGUUAUCUACAAGUGUGAUCGAGCACACAAGUGUUAUAGAGAUAACUUUAUCUUACAAGAUGACAUAAUUCAGUUAGUGUAGUGAGUUAACCGUGUUUAUACACAAACUUACAAUUCAGACAUAAGUCAGAAGCAUUGAUCUACUGGCCCAUGCUAGGCAGGUCUAACUCACACCCACUCAGCGUGUGUGUGUGAUAGUGAGACCAGUGCCAGCUACGGUAGACAGGUGUGUGUGUGACGGUGGGAGUAGCAGUAGCGCCUGCUACCUGUACAGGUGUGUUUGUGUUACCUGGGAGCAGCACUGCGCCUGCUACUGGAGACCAGGAGCAUGUGACCAACUAGGGAACGAGCAAGAUGUUCUCCCUCCGUCCUUAUACGUCGCUGAGAGACGAUGAUGAUACUGUUACUGGUAAGAUGCACACGUUUCUCCAUGUUUCUCACUCUACCCUUCAGCUCUCUGAGAGACAUAACUCUCUUACUGGGAAGAGUGUUGUGUACGGCGGUGUGGAGGUUGUACGUGAGGUAGCAGUGAGUGGUCCACAGUGUCUGCACAACCCCACCACCACCACCCCUACCACUUCAUCCAACCCCAUUCCCGCCAGCGGUGCCAUCACUGCCGGCGGCACUGCAGUGGGCGGCGGCGGCAGUGGCAGAACGUGGGUGGUGGGCAGCAGUGGCAGCAGCAGCAGUAGCAGCAGUAGUGGAGGUGGGAGUGGAGCUAAGAACUCCCCCCUCUCCCUCACCUCCCUCAAGGCCGCCUGGAGGAGUUUCACCAAUUUAGGUGUGGGAUCAUCCCGCCUACCCCACCUGGAGAGGGUGGAUGUGGGCGUGAGUGACGCCCACGACUACCGCUACACCCACUUCCCCAAUAAACGCCACCAUAAGGAUACCUCCUUUGACGAUACCCACAUCCACCUAACUCCCGCCUCCCGCACCUACACCCACCCACACCGUAGCCCCGUCCCACCCCCGCCCCACGCCCACACCCCGCCCCCACGCCCACAGGUACCCGAGGCUACCCUCACACUAGCCAGAUGUCUUAGGAAACACAGGGAGAAGCAGCAAGCUAGGGCGCUUACUAGGAAGUCUAAAUCAGACAAUGCACUUCAGAAGAUCGGAGUGCACUUGAAGUCACACUCUGACCAGAACCUUCACAAAGUGUGGCUUGCAAGUGUAAAUAGUUGUAGUGUAAGUUGCAGCAGCAACAACAGCAACUCUGUGUUUAGUACUGUACAACUCUCUGGAGGGAGCGGUGACAGCUGUAGUAGUGGCAGCAGCUGCACCACCAGGGCCGCCCACCACCGCUCCAAGUCCUUGGAACGUCACCAGGGUGCCCGGAUAUACCCAGCCCCGCCCUUAACUCAUACACGCUCCCUUGAGAGAAAUCACAAGUUCCGGGUGGACCUGAGGUCGCUGUGCCUUCCUAAGGACGAGCCGCCACAGCAUUUGGCGCCCCCGCCGCCCACCCUCACGCCCACGCACGUGCCGUGGGCGCCGGAUGCCGUGGAGGGCGUGAGUGUGCAGCAGCAGCAGGUGUGGCUGGGCGGCAUGGAGGGUGGACACGCGGGCGGUGGGGGCGGGUCAUUUAUCAACAAACCCGCCCGUGGAUGGCUACACCCCGACCACCAGCUAGCUGACGAGGGGAUAUGUUAUGGUGUCAGGUACAUUGGUUGCCUAGAAGUCAAUACAUCUAUGAAGAGCUUAAACUUUGACACAAGAUCCUUAAUAGCCAAAGAAUGCAUUAGCAAGGUGUGCGAAGCAGCGGGUCUGAAGACUGCAGAUCGUAAGAGAAAAGUGGUGAAGACAAUUAGUCGAAUCCUGGGAGAGCGACCAAUGAUGGAACACGCUGGUAGCAACGUCAACCUGACCAUCACCAGCACAGCACUCACGCUAACUAUACUGGAAUCAGGUCAAGUGGUUGCCUGUCACGAUAUGCCCAAUAUAUCAUUCGCAUCAGGUGGAGACCCGGACACCUUGGACUUCAUUGCGUAUGUAGCCAAAGACAGCCGGUAUGGGCGUGCAUGUUUUGUGUUGGAGUGUGGGGGAGGCCUGGCUCAGGAUGUCAUAACUACCAUUGGGCAGGCCUUUGAGCUCAGGUUUAAGGAGUACCUCAAGCGAACGCCGUCCGUCCAAUACACCAGCGUCAAAUCUGACAAGCCUGGGAUUAAUGGUGAGGGAACAAGCUGGGGUCGUGAUGACCCUGAAUACUACAAUGACCUCCCUGGAAAAGUGCCACCAGACUUGCCCCCACCUCCUGUGCCCCCACUUCCUCAGUACUCGGCUUCGGAGAGUAAGAGACCCCAUCCUGCUGUUGCUUCUGGUCCAGUUCCUGCUACUCCAUCAAGCAGUGGCUCCACCAGUUCUGUCUCCCCCAUACCAUCAGCAGGAACUACUACCAUUCUUCUUAAUUCUCACCAGCCACUAAGUAGCAAAGAGGAGGAUGUCAAAGAUGAUCCCACCGUAUCAGAAAUCUUCCCAUAUGAGAUAGAUGAGGGCCAGGAAUCUGCACUCUCUCAAAAGGCGUUAGAAUUAGGGGGAAUAUGGAUCAAGGGGGACCCCGGUUGCAAUGCUAUGGGUAUCGAUAAUCCGCAUUUAUGGGGUCCUUGGGAAUUUAUUCCCUUGUCAAAUAUUAAUUUUUUUUUAUGUACAUUAAUACAGAAUAUUUUUUUUCAGGAUGGAGAUUUCUUAGUGCGCGAGUCUCAAGGGACUGCUGGUCAAUAUGUCUUGACUGGGAUGCAGAAUAACACAAAAAAACAUUUGCUACUGGUUGACCCAGAAGGAGUAGUUCGGACAAAAUCACGCACAUUUGAUAGUGUGAGUCACCUGAUAAUCUACCAUCGUGAUAAUGAACUCCCAAUUGUCUCAGCCGAGUCAGCACUUGUGCUCCGUAACCCAGUCCUAAGGCGCACACGCUAGUAGUGUUCAACAAGCAAAGUUAUGCUCUUGCAGGUUGACAAAAGACAGUAAUAAGCCUCACUAGCUGUAACGUUAGCGUCCAGUGUCAGAAAAAUGCACAAGUGAACCUUUAGAGGCCUGUGUGGUUUACAGUUGUAUUGUAACCACUUGUAAAGUUUUGUUGGUUGACUAUCUAUGAGGCUUGAAUUUAUUUCAUGUAUUGUACGUACAAGUAUCAUAACUUAUAUUUUUUCCAAUUAAAACAAUGUUUAUGUCUUCAUCUUUAUAUAAUCGUCAUGAAUGAGUUAUUAAUGUUGUAAAAGAGAAAUAUGAUGACAAUUGUUUCAUGCUACUGUAAUGGGAACUUGAAGUAUGCUUUGUUGGGGAUAUCUGGGGAAGGAUUUUGGUAAUACUGCACAGGGUUAUGAGAGAGAAUUUUUAGCCAUUUUUGAUGUAGCCCUACAUGGUAUAGUGCAGUUCUUGACUGCCUUCCAAACCUUGACAGAGAAUAGCUAAAAACAUGCAAUACAAGCCAUGCCCCACAUUUAUGUAGGAUGUCAACUAUGCUUGGCUCUGCACACCAUGUAAAUUAAUGGUGCUCUAACCCUCUCUGGGUAGGCUAUUAAAUUUCAGUGUCAUGGGUUGAAAGUUAAGAUAACCAUUAACAGAUAAAGCUUACCUAAAAUGUCUUGGAAGGAGUACCUGUUCAAUACUAAAUCAGUUUUGCAUUGGUUAUUACACUAUUUGGCAGUGUAUUGUUAAUGUAGGUAACUGAAGGGAGAGCUUUGCCAUAACAUUUUAUUAAUUUAUUACUUCUGUACUGUAUCCCUUUGCUUUGUUAUAUUACCAUUUAACAUGUACAUUUAACAUUCAGUGAAGCAUGUUAUUUAUUGUUAAAUCAGUGAUAUUACAGCACUAUGGAUGGGCCAUUGUUUAUAUUUUGGUUGCACAUUUUCCAUCUUUAUUAUUUUAUACAAUUUUUGUGGUUCAUUGAUAAAUACUGUGUGUUAGAGCUUGUCUUAGGUGCUUGUGACUGCUCACCAGGUUACUUUUUGUUGUGAGCGCACUCAGUGAAAAUGGCAGUAUCAUUUAGCGCAGUUCAGCGUACGGCAAAUAAGAAUUGUUAUAUUUAUUUACUUGUAAUAUGUAAUUAUAAAGUAAUAAAAUAAUUGUAAUAACAUGGGGAAAAGAGGAAGAGGAGGAGGGAAGAAAGGUGAAAAAAAAAAAAACACGAAGGAAAGGAGAGAGAGAGAGGGGAAAUUACUUUCAUGCUGAAGGUUGAAUUGUCUACUAGUUCUUGGAUAUUUUAAUAGAGUAUAGCACCAAGUGAACAUAGUGGCCCCCAUAGUUUUUAAUAAUGAAAGUGAUUUAUGCUAUAAUGACAUUUAUAGUAAUGAACACUUAGUUUUACUUUAUGUGAAAAAAGAAUAUUUGUCAUAACUGAAAAUAAAACACUUGUAAUAUAUACCAGUAUCAUAGUUCAAACACGUACAUUCAUGAUACAUUAUUCUGCUAAUUGUUUAAAAAGUUAUUAAUAGAAUACAGUACUGUAUUUGAUUAUUGCAAAUUUUUCCAUUAAAAUAUUGGAAUCGCCGAAGCACCUAACACAAGCCAGGGUGAGAAAUUAAUGAAAAAUUAUAUUAAAAUAUUUAUCAUACUGUAUUUAUAUUGUACAUUUAGGAAUUUAAACUUUAAUUUCUGUUGUCAUUUUGCCAAAAAUUUGCUAUCUCUUCCUUUUGUUUAUAUAAAGAUGGCUGGCUAGUCAAAAUUUGCCAUCUAUAUAACUCUUUUAAAAAUAAAUUACAGUACCAACAGGUGGGACAGUGGGAAAAAAAAAAUAAUGUAAAUAGGCUAAUUGCAAUAACAUGAGCAAUAUAAAAAAAAAUAUAGUUUCAGAACUGUAAUCAAUCUCGCGUUGUCUAGAACCCUCGGUCAUUAUGCUGAAAAAUGGUGUGAAUAUUUGGUUCAUAAACGCUCACACCCCGAGUUAGUACGUAUUAUAAUGCUGACUUAGUCAGCUGUUGUUCUCAGAUAUAUUAAAACAUAAUGAAAAACUUUGUCCAGUUAUCAGUGCUUAACCCAUAGUAGUGCUUCAAACAUCUCUCAGCUGGGUUUGUGGACGAUGUACGAGCUUGAAGUAAUGUGUGCCUGUCUGAAGGAUAUUUUCUGUAAUGGAGAAAAAUUUUGCUAUUAAUUUGAAAUCAUUAGAUAGUACAUUCUGUUACGUCACACAUUAUGUUUUAACGAGAAUAUUGUCACACCAAAUAUCCCAACAUUGGUUCCUGAAAAAUACGAGAGAUAAGUAAAACAGAGACCCCUCCAAGUCUUUCCCUCAAGCCUUGCAUUCUUGUGCCCUCCUGUUGUUCGUGCCUCGGGUGGUUCCCAAGCUGCAUCACCACCAAAUUAAUUUGGUGCUAGGCCUAUGGCCCUAGCAGACUGUAUAUUUUUUUCUUACUCAUAAUUUAUUGACACAUGUCGAAACUUCAUGAAAUUUAUAAUAGGAAUAAAUUCACUUUUGUCUUGUGGUGAAAAGGGCAAAAUUGUCCCAUAUUCCAUGUUCCUUAAUUACAUAUAAAUAUUAAGGAUUGAUUAGUAGGUAAAUGUGGUAUGACUAAAGUUUUUUAACUUUAUAAUGAAUGUUAAUGUACUUGACUGUAAGUCAGUGAAACAAAAUUAUAUUUUUUGUAGAAGUGAUGAAGCGUCAUAUUUAGUCAAUUAAAAAACUUUUUUAAGAACUCCUUCAUGUAUCAGUACAAACCCAGACUUGGGCUUUGGCCUGAAUACUUAGACACUGCUUGAAAAUGCUUUUGCUUUGCAAAUAUUUAUGACUUCACAAGAAUGUAGCUCAGGCCUAUUUGUCACCUGAAAUUUAGUUUUAAAAUCUUGUUGCAAACAUGAGAGCUACGACAGGAGGGAAUUGCGUGUAGCCCAUCUUGAGAGGUAAAUAUGUACUGGUACAAUUUUUGUAGUUGAACAAUCUACUGCAUCAAGCAUUUGAACCUCCAGUUUUAGAAUGAAACUAUUUUUGGACAAUUUGUUGGAUGGAGACAAAAUGUUGGUCGAGGGACUAGUGUAAAGGUGAGAUUACACAUGAUGCAUAUUCUUGGGAGAGACACUGUAGACAGAAUUUGGAAACCACUGCUGUAGGUUAUCUCAUAGUACUCAAGUAGUGACUGAGAAUUCAUGUCUUAGCUACCAGUAGUUCUCCUCAAAACAUUACCAAUGCAUAUAGCUUUAAACUUGCCACAUUCCUUGCAAGACACCCAGCAUCAGUCAUUAUUUUCUCUAUAUAGAAGCUUAAGUCACCAUAACCCUACAUUUGUUAUUAGCCAGAGUCUGUUUAGCAUCUGGAAUAAUGAACGGAACUGUAAUAGAGCUCCUCAGUGGCUUAUCAGGUUGGUGGGGCUUUCCCCAGAUUGAAUAAAACAAUCUGGAAAUGUGGUUGAUUCAUACAGAGGUAUUGUUAAGAAAUGUCACUGAGAUGAGAAUGCAGAUCUAAGUUAUUUGGAGUUGGCAAAGGAAAGACUUGCGAAUAGCUCUUAGUCACCCAAAAUAUGUGUUUGUGCAACAAUAUAUGAAGUACGAGUUGCAUUAAAAGCCUUCUGUUCUGAAAUGAACUCUGUAAUGGAGCAAUAUACAGUUUAAUUCCCUUUCAUUUAAGUUGACCAUUACUUAAUAAUAGCCUGUAUCAUUUUCAAUAGUGCAACAUUUGAUGAUAAGUCUCCCCUGUUCCUUGUGUAUAGCAGAUGUCCUGUGUUUGUGUCUGACGGUCCAUAAAAACGAGCAAUAGGUUUCUUACUUGUAACCCAACUAGCUAACUGUAAACCAAAGAAGUAAUGUAGGGACUGGGAAUAUAUGGGUAACUAAUCCACUUCACAUUUUAAUAUCAGUGUGUAACAAGCUACUGAACCUCUAUUUUUCAACAAAUAUUUUUGCUACAUGAAAUGACUGUGUCAUUAAUGACAAACUUGCCUUGUAGUUUUUAGAAUGACAUGUCCUCAUUUAAUUCUAUGUAUUAUAUGUUGUAAUAUACUGUAAUUCAGUCAAUAUUAAGAUUACAUUUAAUUGUACAUAUGAUCAUGGUAUUUUAAUGUUAUGUGUGCCAAAAUACGACUCAUUAGUUAUUUUACCUAUUGGCUGUUGAUAAUCAAAAUGGCUCUUUCUAUUAGUUACUUGUGACUUGGCUGACAUUAAAUAUAAUAUAUAAAUUGAGACACGUGUGAAUGAAUAUAAAUCACUGUAACUUUGUAUUAAUAACUGAAUAAAAUAUCACCUAUUA
Cherax quadricarinatus is the source of this 8375-nucleotide messenger RNA. The record is from RefSeq and is a predicted model, not a curated record. NCBI's taxonomy places the organism in Eukaryota, Metazoa, Arthropoda, Malacostraca, Decapoda, Parastacidae.